Molecule: messenger RNA, 342 nt
Organism: Ilex paraguariensis (yerba mate)
Lineage: Eukaryota; Viridiplantae; Streptophyta; Magnoliopsida; Aquifoliales; Aquifoliaceae
Source: the annotation of a GenBank genome assembly
AUGAUGGGGGGUUCAGAAGGGGAAAACAUACAGCAGAGUUCGAGGUUCUUGGCGACCUGCCUGAUCGGAGGAGUGGUCCUCGGGGUGUCCCUGUUCUGCUUUGCUUUGCCUCAGAGUCCGCUGGCAAUAUGGGGAAGGAAGAAAAAAAAGAGGCCCAUAAGGGUGUACAUGGAUGGCUGCUUCGAUAUGAUGCACUACGGCCAUUGUAACGCCCUCCGUCAGGCUCGAGCCCUUGGCGACCAAUUGAUUGUCGGCGUUGUCAGCGAUGCCGAAAUCACUGCCAACAAAGGCCCUCCCGUCACUCCUCUUCACGAGAGGUUUGGUUCUGCUGCGCAUCCUUGA